Molecule: messenger RNA, 1024 nt
Organism: Silurus meridionalis
Lineage: Eukaryota; Metazoa; Chordata; Actinopteri; Siluriformes; Siluridae
Product: FXYD domain-containing ion transport regulator 3-like
Exons: 8
Coding region: 169-441 (90 amino acids)
Biological process (GO): regulation of sodium ion transmembrane transporter activity
Cellular component (GO): membrane
Molecular function (GO): sodium channel regulator activity
Source: RefSeq, a predicted model, not a curated record
AGAGAGAGAGAGAGAGAGAGAGAGAGACCUGUGGAGGUAUCACUGGGUAAAGAGAAGGGUGUUGGUUUGGCUUUUCUGCUCGGUUGCCUGUUGAAACCCGUCUAUCGAGUCUCCACUGUAAGUCGGAAACCCAAACACAUCUGGUUCAGAGGUGAAGCCACGCCCACAAUGGCACAGAUUUUGUCACUCAUCAUAGUCACAAUGUUCAGCCUCGUCUUGGCAGAGGAUCAGCAGCAAAAGGAAGAUCCCUUCAAUUUCGAUUAUCAUCAGCUGCGUGUCGGAGGGCUGAUCAUGGCCGCGGUGUUGUGUCUCAUAGGCAUUACUAUCCUCCUCAGUGGACGCUGCAGGUGCAAAUUUAACCAGGAUAAGAGGAGGAGGACAGGAAGUAACGCCACCAACCAACAGAUGCUCAAUGACACAGCACGAGCCACUGAAUGUUAAAUGCUCCUGAUGGCCUGGAUGUCGACCUGACUGACGGAGAGCAGAGAAGAUCCUGCAGGUCCUUUAUUCCUCCACGAACCCGCUGGAAUCGAAGAGAAUAUAAACCAUCGGGCAGUUUAUUGUAGAAACGCUGUUAUUUUUGAUGAUGAUGAUGAUGAUGAUGACAGAUAUAUUCCACCUGUUUGCUGCUUACGUCACUCUUCAUCUGGAGAAAAAAAUGGUUCCUCUGCUUUUAUCAGAUCUUCAUUUCAACUAACUGAAACAAUAAUCCGACAGGAAUGUGAGAUUUUAUUUUUGUUUCUAACUUGUUUACUAAAAUGUUCUGGAUGAGUUGAUCAGUUUUAGUCACGUGACAUGGCGUAUAACCGAAUCCUACAUGCCGUCUCUGAUAUGAUCUACAGUGUUGCGCUUCGUAGUCGAAAGUUUGACAAGUAAAACCUUUCAUUGUGAUUUGAAUAAUAACCUGUAUUUCACCAGAUCAGCAGUCGUUCAUCAUCACGCUCGUGUCUCGCUGUUUCUUAUUUUAUAAAAUAUUAAAUAUAUAAAUAAACCACAUUGCUGACUAAAACCCCAAAAACCCAAA